Hyphopichia burtonii NRRL Y-1933 is the source of this 348-nucleotide messenger RNA. RefSeq lists its product as uncharacterized. The record is from RefSeq and is a predicted model, not a curated record. Bases 1 to 348 code for a protein of 115 amino acids. NCBI's taxonomy places the organism in Eukaryota, Fungi, Ascomycota, Pichiomycetes, Serinales, Debaryomycetaceae. Gene Ontology annotation, cellular component: vacuolar transporter chaperone complex; fungal-type vacuole membrane. The transcript has a single exon.
AUGUCCUCCACUAAUAAGAGAAUUGCUUUACCAGCAAGAGUCGAGCCAAAGGUUUUCUUUGCUAACGAAAGAACCUUUUUAUCAUGGUUAAAUUUCACGGUUAUAUUAGGGUCUUUGGGAGUUGGUUUAUUGAAUUUUGGGGAUCAAAUUGGUAGAAUCAGUGCUGGGUUAUUUACUUUUAUUGCCAUGUUUACCAUGGCUUAUGCUUUAGUGACUUAUCAUUGGAGAGCAAAAGCAAUUAGAUUGAGAGGUUCUGGUCCUUACGAUGACAGAUUUGGUCCAACCAUGUUGUGUUUGUUUUUACUUGUUGCGGUUGUGAUUAACUUUAUUUUAAGAAUUAGAGCUUAA